AAGGUUUUUCUUAUUGUUCAUUCCAUACUUGACUUUGCACUUACAGAGGAACUUCCGGACAAUUGGAGUGAUGCAUCUGAUGUACUACAGUUGCAGUUGUUAGACCGUUCCUUCGUUUUUCCUGGUGAGCAGAUUCAUAUAUUGGUAUGCUUAUCAGCAUCAAAGCAGGACACAGACAUCAUUACUCCAUUUAGAGUUGCUGCAGUGAUGUCUAAAAAUAGUAAAUCUAGUCAGAUUGGAAACCAGCAAAAGAAAAUUUUAGGGAUUAAAUCCAGUUCUGCCAGUGGGGAGGGUGAUGCCAAUGGCACACAUGAAGAAACUACUCAUCAAAAUAUAAAAGAUGACGGCACACAUGAAGAAACUACUCAUCAAAAUAUAAAACAUGAUGGGGAAACUGUAUCAACUGGAAACGAGAUGACUCCUCGACGAUUUAUCUCCACAACCAAAUCUCUCCUUAGGAUGGAAGAUCAUAAGCAGCAGACUGAAAAUUUGUUGGAAAUAUUUGGAAAUUCUAAUUUCUUUGUUAGAGUUGCCCAGUCAGGUGAACCACUUUGGUGUAAAAGAAAUGUACCAGAACAAUCCUUGGUGAAUUCUGAUAUGGCUGGGAGAAGCUUCCAGUCAAUUGGAGGAUCAUUGAAGAUUUCAACAAGCCUUCUUAAUGCAGUUGUUGAUAAGGGAAAGUUUGAUGGUAAUACAUCUGGUGGACUGGCUCGAGAUACCGUCAAAUGCUACUCUUUGUGCAAUGGUGACAUAGUGGUUCUUCUACAGGUGAAUGUUGGAAUUAGCAAUAUAAAGGACCCUGUUCUUGAGGUUCUUCAAUUUGAGAAGUACCAAGGUAGCAAUUCUGUUUCUGAUAACUUCAACAGUUCACCUGUUCCAAAGCAUGAGGAUCCGUGUAACGAGCUGCUUAGCUGGUUGCUCCCUUUGGAUCGCACUCUAUCUCCUCCACGUCCAUUAUCGCCUCCUUUAAGCUCAAGUGCGUCUCAAAAAACAUAUACAUCCCCUGGUUCACAAAUUUUUUCUUUUGGUCAUCUUAGAAGCUACUCUAUGCCUUCACUUCCUCAAGUUUCUGGACCACCUUCAUCUGCUAUUCCUCCUUCCAACUCAAGACCAGCAUUUGAUCUUGAAGAUUUUGACCACUUUUCACCAGAGAAGUCAAUAAGGAGUCGAGAUGUGGGAAAUAUGGAUCUUUUAUCAUUUCGGGGUGUUUCUUUAGAGCCAGAACGGUUUUCUGUUCAUUGUGGGUUGGAAGGUAUAUACUUACCAGGCAGGAGAUGGUGGAAAAAGCUUGAAAUUAUUCAACCAUUAGAAAUCCGUUCUUUUGCUGCUGAGUGCAUUACAGAGGAUCUUAUUUGUGUCCAAAUAAAGAAUGUUGCACCAGCCCAUAUGCCAGAUAUUAUUAUUUUCUUGGAUGCAAUAACUAUUGUCUUUGGGGAAGCUUCUAAAGGAGGUCCAUCUUUAUCCCUCCCAAUUGCAAGUAUUGAGACGGGAAAUGGUCAUAGCCUACCCAAUCUUGUCCUCAGGAGAGGUGAGGAACAUUCUUUCAUUCUCAAACCAGCAUCUACACUAAACAGAGAUUUUAGGGGUAAUGGUCAGACAAGCUCAUUGCAACCACAUUCUAAGAUGAGUAUGAAAGCGCCUAAUAUGCAUAUGAUAUCAAGAAUCAGUGAAAGGGGAAGUGUUCCUUCAAGUGCAGAUCAGUAUGCGAUUCUAGUAUCAUGUCACUGCAACUAUACUGAAUCAAAACUAUUUUUCAAGCAGCUGACAGAUUGGCGACCCCGCAUUGCAAGAGACCUCAUGAUCACAGUAGCAUCAGAAUCAUAUCAACAAACUGUUAGACCAAAUGCAAGAGCACCCCAGCUUCCUGUUCAGGUGUUAACCCUAAAAGCUACAAAUUUAACAUCUGAAGAUCUUACACUAACUGUUCUUGCUCCAGAAUCAUCUACUUCCUCACCUUCCAUUUUAUCCUUGAACUCUUCACCAAAUACCCCAGUGAGCCCUUUUAUUGGUUUUCAUGAGUAUAUGGGAAGGAUGGGUGGGGAUAGACGCAGUAUUAGUAUGCACAGGCAGAGUUCAAUGCCUAUCACAAUAGAAUCUCAGAAAGUGAGUGAUGGUGGUGGAAUAAGAUCAAGCUCCCUUGAGCAUCGAACUGGUACAGUGUCUGAUGUGAUUUCAAGUGAUGACUCAGGCUGUACACAUCUAUGGUUGCAGAGUGCGGUACCUCUAGGAUGUGUUCCUGCACAUUCGAGCGCUACGGUCAAGCUUGAGUUGCUUCCGUUAACUGAUGGGAUUAUUACACUUGAUACACUUCAAAUAGAUGUCAAGGAGAAAGGUCUGACAUAUAUACCAGAGCAGUCCUUGAAGAUAUAUGCAACUUCCAGCAUUGCAACAGGGAUUUUGUAGUGCAUGUAACCCUGCUUUAUGCCCCUUCUUGUUUGUCUCAACUUUCUUCGUGGAUCAAAACGCUGCCUGCGAGGUUAUGUAUGAUAUUGGAAAGAUGGAGGUCCAUACCAUGAGAUUGUCGGCACCCAAUGGCGCCAUCUCUGCCUAUUUCAGGACCAAUGUGGAUUGAAGAAUGUUCGGCUUGAUUCCACAUUCGUAGCUGAUGACGUGGCUUAUAAUUCCAGUGUGACGACAUGGUUCUAAUGUCCAAAGAAGACCUGCAUUUAUUGCUGUACUUCAUCCACUUUACAGUGUCCUAUUCAGCUCUCCCAUAUUUGAGCAUGUGACAUUUGUAUGCUGUUCCUAUCAGGUGAUUGUGAUUGUUCUUCCUUGAAUCUCAGAAGAAAUCCAAGUUUACUGCUUACGUGGAUGCCAUUUAUUUUUUUCAUGUCCAGCGUGCUCCCAGAUUUUGCAUGUAUUGGUGGAAACUUCUUUUACCAUGACAUAUAUUUGAAUUCC
Phoenix dactylifera (date palm) is the source of this 2901-nucleotide messenger RNA. The record is from RefSeq and is a predicted model, not a curated record. Lineage: Eukaryota; Viridiplantae; Streptophyta; Magnoliopsida; Arecales; Arecaceae.